Molecule: messenger RNA, 3713 nt
Organism: Cloeon dipterum
Lineage: Eukaryota; Metazoa; Arthropoda; Insecta; Ephemeroptera; Baetidae
Gene: SMC2
Product: structural maintenance of chromosomes 2
Exons: 16
Coding region: 138-3659 (1173 amino acids)
Biological process (GO): chromosome organization
Cellular component (GO): chromosome
Molecular function (GO): ATP hydrolysis activity; protein binding; ATP binding
Source: RefSeq, a predicted model, not a curated record
GUUGGACUGUACAGAAGCUGCAUGAAAAGUUGGACGAUUUGCUCUACACUUCAUAAAUCAGCUGCUGCAACCAGCAAAUGUUCUGUUGCACUCUUCAACAAGUGUUUCGGAAGUUUUGAGGCAAUUAUUCAAUCAAGAUGUAUGUCAAAAACAUUGUGAUCGAGGGUUUCAAAUCCUACGGUCGAAGAGUGGAGAUUAAUGAUUUUGAUCCCUCGUUCAAUGCCAUUACUGGGCUGAAUGGAACAGGAAAAUCAAAUAUUUUGGACGCUCUUUGUUUUGUUAUGGGAAUUUCGAACUUGUCCAGUGUGCGUGCCCAUUCUCUGGAAGAAUUGGUUUACAAACAAGGUCAAGCAAACGUGACCAAAGCAUCAGUCACGGUGACUUUUGACAACACUGAUAAGGAGAACUGCCCUCCUGGAUAUGAGGACAAAGACAAGAUCAGCAUUACUAGACAGGUGGUCAUUGGUGGAAAGAACAAAUACCUCAUUAAUGGAGUUACUGUUCAAAACACAAGAGUUGCUGAUCUCUUUAAAACUGUGCAGUUAAAUGUCAACAACCCUCAUUUCUUGAUCAUGCAGGGCAAAAUCACCAAAGUUUUAAAUAUGAAGCCAAAGGAAAUUUUAAGCAUGGUUGAGGAAGCUGCUGGCACUCGCACGUACAAGACAAAGAAAGAACAAUCUCUAAAAACACUGGAGAAGAAAGAUCUAAAGUUGGAUGAGGUUAAUCGUCAGCUUAAUGAUGAAUUAGGACCCAAAAUCGAUCGCUUGCGUCAAGAGAAGGCACAGUACCUUGAGCUGCAAAAAUGUACCAGGGAAAUUGAGACACUUGCUCGGCAAGAUACUGCUCACAAAUAUUAUCAGUUCCAAGAGCAAAAAGGACAACUUGAUGGUGAGCUGCAGAAAGCUGAUAAGAAGAAAUCAAAGCUUGAGUCUCAAACGGUAGCAAAUGAAGAGGAAAGCAAGCAGCUGGAGGAAAAAUUGAAGAAGUUAAUGGAAGAAAAACAGAGUGAAGGUGACAACAAGCUCACCCAACUGGAGAAUGAUCUUCAUAAGGCUGUAACUGUUGACGCCAAACUUGAAGCUGCAAGCAAGUCUCUUGCUGAGAUAGCCAGCAGUGAAGAAAAGAGGCGCCAGCAGAUACUCAAAUCUAUGAAGAGUGACGAGAAGCUAUUGACCACAAAAGAGGCUCAAAUGGCUGGUGGAAGGGAGGAGUUCUCAGAAGCUGACUCAAAAAGUAAAAAAUUGACCGAAGAACUGGAGGCCGCAAGAAAGCGACACGAAGCAGCCAGCAUGGGAAUGUUUGUGGAUGAAGAUGGUAAAGCGACUUCUUUGCAGCAGCAAGCUAUUGACGCACAGACCACUGCAAUCAAUGCAACAGCUCAGGAAAGCACAUUGUCAAUGGAAAUAAAGCAGAUGCAGAAAGAGUUAGAUGCCAAGCAAAAAGAGUUGAAGACCGCAAGCGGCCAGGACAUAACUCAGGAAAAGAAAAAAUUGAAAGAUUUGGAAUCCAAAGUCGCCUCACUUAAGGCUGAAAUGGACGCUGUGGCUGGAAGUGAGGAAAUGCUCAAUGAUGUCAAGCACACGCAAAAAAUACUUUCACGUGAAGUCAGUGAACUUUCAAACCAGGUCAACGACAAACUGCGAAAUUUCCACAGCGCAACUUAUAACUACACUAGCCCCCGUCCUGACUUUGAUAGGACCCGAGUCAAAGGACUCAUUUGCAAUGCUAUGCGAGUGAAGAAACCAGAGUUUGCUCUUGCAAUCGAGACAGUUGCUGGUGGUUCCCUCUACAAUGUUUUGGUCGACAGUGAUGACACAGCUAAACUGCUAAUCAGCAGCGCUCAUGAACGCCGCACUUACCUGCCGCUCAACAAACUGCAGGCUUCAUCCAUGCCUAGGGACAGAAUCGAGGCUGCAAAGCGGAUAGCAGGCAGCGACAAUGUUUGGCUGGCUUUGGAUCUGAUUGAGUUUGAGCCUGAAGUGAGAGUAGCGAUGCAGAGGAUUUUUGGGAACACUUUGAUCUGUCGCACGCAAGACAUAGCAAAGAGUCUUCCUUUCAACAGACAAGUUGGGUGCACAUGCGUUUCAAUGGAAGGAGAUUCAUUCAGCCCAUCUGGUGUGACGAGUGGAGGAUCUACUGACAGGAGAAAUUUGUUGCUGCCUGUGCUGGAAGAAUCUAGGAGGAUGAGGGAAAGUCUUGAAGCUAAGCAGCAAGAACUAGCUGCUGUUAAUGAGCAGUUGAGGAAGUGUCAUGAGACAUUUCAAAGGAAGCUAAAGAUUGGUUCAGACCUAGAGGAUGCUGAGCACAGUGCGAGUCUCUGCAAGGACACAAUUUCCAAGAGCAAUAGAGGUCGGUUGGAGCUGGAAUAUCAAGACCUGAACCAGCAAUUAACUGAAGCAAAAAGCAAACUGGCGAUUGUACAGGAAACCCGUGCCAAGGCUAUGCGCAAGCAGAAAGAGGUAGAAACCCUCAUGAAGGACAGCAAAAGUCACGCAGAAAAAGAAAAGAAAAAUGCAGAGAAGGAGCUGAAAAGGUUACAGGAGCUACUUGAAAAACAUAAGCAGGCUUCUGAAAAGAAAAUGCAGGUAUUUAGCACCAUGGAGGCGGAGAUUGAGCAGUUGAAAGCUGCCAUUGAUGCUGCAAAGCAAGAGGUCAAAGAUACAGCAGAAGCUAUUGAAAAAAAUGAAGCGAAACUGGAAGAAGACCGAGGGGAGCUGGAGGCGUCCAGGCAAAAUGUGAAAAGUCUUCGAGCCAAAGUCGCUCAGGAGAAAGAUCGAAUCAAUAAACAGAACAAAGAAAUCAACUCAAUCAAUCAGAUGAAAGACAAGCUGACAAAAGAAAAGUCUGACUGCGAGCUGGAGCUCAAAAAGUUGGCUCAUGCGAUUGAAAAGUUAAUGGAUGACAUCAAAGCAGUGCAAUCCCAGAUGGCCCAUUUAGAGAAGAAAAAUGAUUGGAUCGCUGCUGAUAAGCACCUGUUUGGCCAGAAAAAUGGUCCAUACGAAUUUCGCGCGCCUGAAGAAGUCAAUGAGAAGCUGACCGCCCUGGAAAGUCGGCGAAGAGGCCUGGAAAAAAGAACAAAUAGUAACGCCCAACAUGUCCUCUCCAAAGUAGAGGAACAGUUGCAAGAACUCUUGAAAAAGAAAGGGAUUGUUGAGAACGAUCGACAAAAGCUGAAAGUUAUCAUUGAGGCCCUCGACAAAAAGAUGGUUGAGGCUCUUGAUGUUGCUUGGCAGAAGAUCAAUAUUGGAUUUGGCUCCAUUUUCUCCACACUUCUUGUAGGAGCUACUGCUAAGCUUGUUCCUACUGGUCAUACAAAUAAAAUUAUUGAUGGAUUAGAGGUGCAUGUUGGAUUCAAUGGAAAAUGGAAAGAGGGUCUCUCAGAACUUAGUGGAGGCCAGCGUUCUCUCGUUGCCCUUUCCCUCAUCCUUGCCAUGCUCCAGUUUAAGCCAGCACCUAUUUACAUUCUGGACGAGGUUGAUGCUGCUUUGGAUCCAUCGCACACCGAAAAUAUUGGUGAACUUGUGCAGAAGCACUUCAAACAAUCCCAGUUCAUUAUUGUGUCUCUGAAAGAUGGAAUGUACAAGAAUGCCAAUGUGCUAUUCAAAACCAAACUUGUGGACGGCGUUUCCAACGUUGACCGAAUCACCCAAUCCAAGUAGGAAUCUAUUGUAUCAUACUUCAAAUGUUAUUCCAUAAAUUUAAUUUCUAUUCUA